This is a messenger RNA of Capsicum annuum, 999 nucleotides long. Its product is annotated as protein NLP1-like. The annotation marks the transcript as partial. The record is from RefSeq and is a predicted model, not a curated record. The transcript has 6 exons. NCBI's taxonomy places the organism in Eukaryota, Viridiplantae, Streptophyta, Magnoliopsida, Solanales, Solanaceae. Gene Ontology annotation, molecular function: DNA-binding transcription factor activity.
GAGUCCUCCUCCUCCUCCUCAUCGUCAAGAAUCUGCAAGAAUGAAAAGGGCAAAAUCUAAAGCUCAUUUUGAACGGCUAUCAGAUGAAGCUAUUGACAAAGCGGCGGAAGAAUUUAUAAGGAAAUUUUACAAAGAACUUAGAAAGCAACAAAAUAUCAUUGAUGUGAGGUUUGAAGAAAAGGCAUAUACUGCUGGUACGAGUCAGGUGUCUCUGUCAGUGCUGAGUGUGGAAACAAAAGCUGAAAAUCCCGUCAGCGGCAAACCAGUGCAAAUAGUAGAUGAAAGCCCGAAAUUCCAGUGUAUGCAGUUAGAUGCAAAAUGUUCAGCAGAAGAGUCUCCACGUCAUAUUGUACCCAGUUGGGGAGAUUGUGCACUGCCUGUUUCAUUUCAACAACGAUCCAUCACAGAACAUGUAAACCUGAAGAGGAAAGUUGAUACUGGUCCUUCAGGUCAGGACCUUACCAUCUUUGAAUUAGGCAACAAGCAGAAAAUGAACAAGAAAUACAAAAAGACUUGGAGAAUUGGUGAUUCAGUUAGUUUAGAGGAUAUUAAAGAGCAGUUUGGAAAGAAGCGUGAAGAGGCUGCAGAAAGCCUUAAUGUUAGUAUCUCUACAUUUAAGCGAAUUUGUCGGGAACAUGGAAUCUCCCGGUGGCCGUCUUCCAAAAUAAAGAGAGAAAGGCUUUUACUCUCCAGUUUAAGCUGCAAUGGAACUGACCGAGUAGCUGCUAACACACAAAUGCGUAUAACCAAAGGCCUAACUGCAUUGGCAUCAACCUUUUCAGUCAAAUCCAAUCAGCAGAAAUCACGGAGUUCGAAUUUAUCAGUAAAUGAUGAAAAUGGUACAUCAUCAAAUGGCAAUCUUCUAGAAAAGAAUGAAAACAGUGACAGGGAAAACAUCAUGAUUCAAGUGGAAGACUCAGCGAAUCAAGAACUCGUGUACAUACCACAGGAAUUUGGACCUGCCUGUGAUAGUCUCAUCCCUGAUGUUCCCACCAUACU